Messenger RNA from Papaver somniferum (opium poppy), 2438 nucleotides. RefSeq names its product sulfate transporter 1.3-like. The coding region runs from base 158 to 2137 and encodes 659 amino acids. Gene Ontology annotation, cellular component: membrane. Gene Ontology annotation, biological process: transmembrane transport. Gene Ontology annotation, molecular function: secondary active sulfate transmembrane transporter activity. The record is from RefSeq and is a predicted model, not a curated record. Lineage: Eukaryota; Viridiplantae; Streptophyta; Magnoliopsida; Ranunculales; Papaveraceae. The transcript is spliced from 14 exons.
AUAUAUUCACAGACUUCCUGUUGUUGAUUCUUUCUUUCUUUUCAGAAUCAGAGGCCCAGAAGUUAGUAAACCAAAAAACCACUUUGGAUGGUUUACAUGAGCUAAGGUGGUGGUAAAUUUGUUGUGAUAAGCUCGAUCUACAGUUGACAGUCAAGAAAUGGGUCGUUCAGUUCAUUCAAACGACGACGAACAUGAAACGAAGGACAUUGCAAGCGUGACAUCAUCACGCAGGCAUGGAAGUGGUGAAACUAUGCACAAGGUCGGACCACCUUCCAAGAAUAAUCUGAUGAAAGAAUUCAAAACCACAAUGAAGGAAACUUUCUUUUCUGAUGACCCUUUACGGCCUUUUAAGGACCAACCAAGAUCAAGAAAGUUUGUCCUAGGACUCCAAGCUGUCUUCCCAAUUCUCGACUGGGGAAGAAGCUAUAACUUUGCCAAAUUUAAAGGAGAUCUCAUUGCAGGUCUCACUAUUGCUAGUCUGUGUAUUCCCCAGGAUAUUGGGUAUGCCAAGCUUGCAGGUUUGCUUCCACAAUACGGGUUAUACUCAAGUUUCGUUCCACCAUUGAUUUACGCCUUCAUGGGGAGUUCAAGGGAUAUCGCAAUCGGACCUGUAGCUGUUGUAUCUCUUUUGUUGGGAACGCUACUCCAGGCUGAGCUUGAUCCCGAGUUAAACCCAAUAGAAUACCGUAAUCUUGCAUUUACGGCUACCUUUUUUGCUGGAGUUUUUCAAUUCACUCUUGGGUUUCUCAGAUUAGGAUUCCUGAUCGACUUCUUGUCCCAUGCUGCAAUUGUUGGGUUUAUGGGGGGUGCAGCAGUCACAAUAGCACUUCAACAAUUAAAAGGAUUGCUCGGCAUUAAGAAUUUUACUAAGAAUGCUGACAUUAUUUCUGUUAUGAAGUCAGUAACGAGUUCAGCACGUCAUGGAUGGAACUGGCAGACUAUACUCAUAGGUGUAUCAUUCUUGGCUUUCCUACUUACCGCGAAAUAUAUAGGAAAGAAGUAUAAGAAACUGUUCUGGGUUCCUGCAAUUGGUCCUUUGAUCUCAGUUGUUGUGGCGACCUUCUUUGUAUAUAUUACCCGUGCCGAUAAGGAUGGUGUUCAAAUAGUAAGACAUAUAGACCAAGGUAUCAAUCCAUCAUCUGUAAAAAGUAUUUACUUUACUGGUAAAUAUCUUACCGUUGGAAUUAGGAUCGGUGCAGUGGCUGGUAUGGUAGCUUUGACGGAAGCUGUAGCGAUCGCCCGAACAUUUGCAGCCAUGAAAGAUUAUCAAAUAGAUGGUAACAAAGAAAUGGUGGCACUUGGAACAAUGAACAUUGUUGGUUCAAUGACAUCCUGUUAUGUAGCUACAGGUUCCUUCUCUCGCUCCGCUGUGAAUUACAUGGCUGGUUGCAGAACUGCUGUUUCCAACAUCGUGAUGGCUAUUGUUGUUAUGCUAACACUUUUAGUUAUCACACCCCUAUUUAAGUACACCCCAAAUGCUAUUCUUGCCUCUAUCAUUAUAUCUGCUGUCGUUGGAUUAAUGGACUACGAAGCAGUAAUUCUCAUCUGGAAGAUCGAUAAAUUCGACUUCUGUGCUUGCAUGGGGGCGUUUUUUGGUGUUGUUUUCAUCGGUGUUGAAAUGGGGCUUUUAAUCGCUAUCGCAAUAUCCUUCGCCAAAAUCCUCCUACAAGUAACAAGACCAAGGACAGCAGUACUUGGGAAACUCCCAAGAACAACAGUUUACAGGAAUAUCGAGCAAUAUCCCGAAGCUUCCAGAGUUCCAGGCGUUCUGAUCGUGAGGGUGGAUUCAGCAAUUUACUUUUCCAACUCCAACUAUAUUAAGGACAGGAUUUUGAGAUGGUUGACUGACGAGGACGAACAACUAACUGCCAAAGGUCUACCACAAAUCCAACACGUGAUUGUUGAGAUGUCACCUGUUACGGACAUUGACACGAGCGGCAUUCAUGCACUUGAAGAUUUACAUAAGAGCCUCCAUAAGAGAGAUAUUCAGCUCAUCCUAGCCAACCCUGGGACAGCAGUGAUCGACAAGCUCCAUACAUCUAAACUCGACGAUGUAAUUGGCCAUGACAAAAUCUUUCUUACAGUGGCAGACGCUGUCCGAAGCUGCCAUCCAAAGAGUACAAUCGACGAAGUGUGAAAAGCUCAAGUGUGAAAUUUGUGAUGCAGAAAAUGCUGGUUUGAUUAUUUGGAUCUUCCCGCGUGAAGGUGAAUUUGUUGGAAGAACAUGAUGGUGACAAAAGUGAUUGAGAAUUAUCAGUUUGAGAUUUUGGGUGAAAUAACUGUGAUUAACCUUGUAAUGUUCCUUUUCCUUUCUUCUCUUCUCUUGUGUUUAUAUUUUCUGGUCAUGAAAAUGUUCAUAUCUCAGUUCGUACUCCAACAGGGAACCCAUGUAAUAUAAACUUUGAGAUGAUCAUUAUAUAUCAAUAUAUAUAUAUAUA